This is a messenger RNA of Fusarium pseudograminearum CS3096, 780 nucleotides long. RefSeq lists its product as uncharacterized. Bases 1 to 780 code for a protein of 259 amino acids. The record is from RefSeq and is a predicted model, not a curated record. The transcript has a single exon. NCBI's taxonomy places the organism in Eukaryota, Fungi, Ascomycota, Sordariomycetes, Hypocreales, Nectriaceae.
AUGGCCUUCUCUCAGCAAAACAUGAACUCACAAGAUGAGCUUGCUGCUCUCCUGGCUCGCAACUUGACCUUCAACCCAAUUCCCGAGCCUGCACCUGUGCCUCAAGAGCAGCCCAAAGCAGACCAUGCUGAGCCUAUCGUCUACACUUCCGUUCAUUACACACACUCCGCCCAUAUUACCCAAGCGGCCCAGCACCAGGAAAUUCCUCGUCGAUCUUCAGAGCCACCCCAGACUCAAGCGCCGAGUGUCGAAGCCAUCUUGUUGCACCAUGGAGUAAACCCAGCUACACUUACCCCUUCACAACUCCAGCUUUUCAAGGUCGCUGAGCCUCCUCAGCAAGAGAGACUUAUCGAGCUUUGGAACAUCUGCCCCCCUGGAAACGGCGGCGAUAUCCCUGCUCUUGCAUGGAGCAGCACUACUGUCGAGAACGAGGAGCAACUAGCCCGUAUCCGCUACGAUAGACUGUCCCAGCAACAUCAAGUCAUGAGUUUGGAUGGCACACAGGUCCAAACAAACGAUGGUAGAUGGGUCAGCCAGCAAGAGCCUGAGCUGGAGCCAUACAUGGCAUCUGGCUACGAGGAGCUUAUGCGAAGAGAGCAAGAGCGAGAAGUUCGUGAUUCUCAGCCUAGAAGCACCUAUGGACUCUACUCUCAUGCUAAUGAUCCCGUCUACAUGGGUCCCGACUAUGCUCGUGAGCAACAGCUGCUGGCGAUGGCAUCCCAGUAUGGCGCCUGCCAGGGGUUCCGAGCACCCGAGAUGGACACGAUGGAUGUUAUGUAA